UUUCGGAGAUUGCAGCGCUAUUCCCUCAAGGGAGCCUCCCCACCCCCCCAAAAAAAGCGAGCCUCCCUCCCGAGCGCGACAGCUAGGGUUCCUAGCAGCCGCCACCGCUGCCGGCCCGCCGCCGCGCGGCGCGCCCAGCCGGCCGAACCCUCCGCUGCCCCGCCACCGGUACAGGAUCCCAGCAGCGCCUCCCUCCGUCAAGCAGCCGCUCCCACCAGCGGCGCCCCCCUCCCUGGAGCAGGCGCUCCUGCCCAGCAACGCUGCCGCCCGGAGCUACGCCGGCGACCAGUCCGUAGGCAGGGCAUCAACAUUGUCAAUUGGAGGGGCUUGGAACUGCUUCGGAAUCCACAGUAGAGCAAACACGAAGGAUAAUGGCUCAUCGUGGACACCUAGAUGGACUAAUGCGCCGUGGUGCAUUCUCUGGAGCCGGCCUCUCUGGCCGCCAGCCUUUGGAGCCUUCUCCUGCCACCAUACUGGAGAUCCUGGAAAACAAGCUUGCCGUGCAGACCGCAGAGGCAGAAAAACUUAUCCGAGAAAAUCAGCGAUUGGCAGAUAGCCAUGCAGCCUUGAGAAAGGAUAUUAUUGACACUGAGACAGAAAUGCAAAUGAUUCGCACCCACCUAGGUGAUGUCCAGGUAGAGACUGAUAUGCACAUGAGAGAUUUGGUGGAGAGAAUCAGAUUAAUGGAGGCAGACAUACAGGCUGGUGACGCAGUGAAGAAGGAACUUCACCAAGUGCAUAUGGAGGCAAAGCGACUUAUUACUGAAAGGCAGAUGCUUACUAAUGACUUAGAGGCUACGACUAAAGAACUACAGAAGUACUCUGGUGACAAUAGUAACCUUACUGAAUUGGUUGCGGAGCUAGAUGGUCUACGGAAAGAGCAUCACAGUCUAAGAUCUGCCUUCGAGUAUGAGAAAAACACAAACAUCAAGCAAGUUGAGCAGAUGCGGACCAUGGAAAUGAACUUGAUAACCAUGACUAAAGAGGCGGACAAGUUACGAGCUGAUUUGGCAAAUGCUGCAAACAGAGCACAUGCAGCACAGGUUACACCUCCACAGCCUGGGACAGGACAAGCUGCAGCGGCUUCAGCAGCCACAAAUCCAUAUGCAAGUGCAUAUACCAGUCACCCCUCUGCAUAUCAGCAAGGAACUUCCCAAGCCGCGGCAUACCAGCAAGGAACUCCCCAAUCCGCGGCAUACCAGCAAGGAACCCCCCAAUCCGCGGCAUACCAGCAAGGAGCCCCCCAAUCCGCGGCAUACCAGCAAGGAGCCCCCCAAUCUGCGGCAUACCAGCAAGGAGCCCCCCAAUCUGCGGCAUACCAGCAAGGAGCCCCCCAAGCCGCGGCAUAUCAGCAAGGAGCCCCCCAAGCUGGAGCAUAUCAGCAAGGAGCCCCCCAAGCUGGAGCAUAUCAGCAAGGAGCCCCCCAAGCUGGAGCAUAUCAACAAGGGACAUACGGUUACCCAACAGCCUAUGAUUCUGCCACCGCUUACCAGCUGCAUGCUAAUGCGUAUGCUAGCUAUUCUGGCUAUCCAGUUGCAGGCUAUGCACAACCCAGCUAUCCUGGCACGUACGCUGCACCUCAGCAGCACCCAGUAGCCAGUGGCGCGGCUACUGAUACCACAAGCGCGUACGGUGCCGCUGGCAGCACGGGAUAUCCUGCUGCACCGGUUCAGGCAAGCAGCGGGGCUGCUAACGCGGGGCAAGCGGCGCCGCCAGCUUCUUAUCCUGCAACAUAUGACCCAACCAAAGCAGCCCAGAGGUGAAAUCCGGGGUUGUAACCUGAAGAUGGCCUGUGUGCCUGCAAAUUUUAUCAAAAAAAUUCUCAGGCCUCUUAUUUCCUUCAUGUACAUUCAUUCACUCACUGUAGCUUUAUGCACACCAUGGAGCCGCUGAGAGUCGCAGCUUAUGGUCUGAGUCUUGAAUUGAUUUGUAUCUCUUGUUUUGCUUGAUGGUUGAAUUGAUAGGCGCAGCUGUUGGUUAAUAUCAGGGAUGUUAGAAUGA
Molecule: messenger RNA, 2001 nt
Organism: Aegilops tauschii subsp. strangulata
Lineage: Eukaryota; Viridiplantae; Streptophyta; Magnoliopsida; Poales; Poaceae
Source: RefSeq, a predicted model, not a curated record